AUGUCUGCCAUGUCUGCCACCCGCGCGUUCGUCGCGGCGCCCGUCGCGGCCAAGCUUUCGGCUUCCCGCAAGUCCGCCACCGGCAAACCCUACAAAGCCGGCGCCCGCCGCUCCGUUGCCGUCUGCGCGAAGACCUCCGCCCCCGAGCUCGACAUCAACACCAAGGUGUUCGAGAAGGAGCUCGUCGAUGUCGCCGGCGAAGGCGAGUACAUCGUCCGCGGUGGCCGCCACCUCUUCGAGAAGCUCCCCGAGGCGCUCAAGGGCAUCAACACCAUCGGCGUCAUCGGCUGGGGCUCCCAGGCGCCCGCGCAGGCGCAGAACUUCCGCGACUCCCUCAAGGAGGCCGGCAUGGACACCAAGAUCUGCAUCGGUCUCAGGCCUUCCUCCAAGUCCAACGACGAGGCCCGCGCGUGCGGCUUCACCGAGGAGGACGGCACCCUCGGCGAGACCUUCGACAUCAUCGCCAAGUCCGACCUCGUCAUGCUCCUCAUCUCCGACGCCGCGCAGGCUAAGAUGUACCCGCGCAUCCUCGCCGCCAUGAAGCCCGGCGCCACCCUCGGCCUCUCCCACGGCUUCCUCCUCGGCGUCAUGGCUUCCGACGGCGAGACCUUCCGCGAGGACAUCAACGUCGUCCUCGUCGCCCCCAAGGGCAUGGGCCCCUCCGUCCGCCGGCUGUACGAGCAGGGCAAAGACGUCGGAGGCUCGGGCAUCAACGCGUCCUUCGCCGUGCACCAGGACGCCACCGGCAACGCCACCGACAUCGCCCUCGGCUGGUCCGUCGCCCUCGGGUCCCCGUUCACCUUCGCCACCACCCUCGAGAUGGAGUACCGCUCCGACAUCUUCGGCGAGCGCGGCAUUCUCCUCGGCGGCGUUCACGGCAUCGUGGAGUCGCUCUACCGCCGGUACGUGAAGGAGGGCAUGUCCGAGGAGGACGCGUUCAAGAACACCGUGGAGUGCAUCACCGGUCCCAUCACCAAGACCAUCUCCACCAAGGGCAUCAAGGCGGUCUACGAGGCUGUGUCCGACAAGGCUGAGUUCAUGAAGGCAUACUCCGCCUCCUACAUGCCCUGCAAGGACAUCCUCUACGAGUGCUACGAGGAGGUUCAGUCCACCAACGAGAUUCGCUCCGUGGUCAUGGCGUGCGAGCGCUUCGACACCUUCCCCAUGGGCAAGGUUGGCACCUCCGCGAUGUGGAAGGUUGGUGAGAAGGUUCGCGCCGAGCGCGUCGAGGAGGACAUUCCCCUCAACUCCUUCACCGCGGGCGUCUACUGCGCCUGCAUGAUGGCGCAGAUUGACACCCUCCGCGAGAAGGGCCACUCCUUCUCCGAGGUUUGCAACGAGUCCGUCAUCGAGGCUGUCGAUUCCCUCAACCCCUACAUGCACGCCCGCGGCGUCGCGUUCAUGGUGGACAACUGCUCCUACACCGCGCGCCUCGGCUCGCGCAAGUGGGCGCCUCGCUUCGACUACAACCUCGAGCAGCAGGCGUACGUCGCCGUCGACCAGGGCGCCGCCGUCGACAAGGAGAUUGAGAGCAAGUUCCUCAACAACCCCGCGCACAUCGCCAUCGCCAACUGCUGCGCGCUCAGGCCGUCCGUGGACAUCUCCGUCAAGUUCGGCGUCGGUUCCGCGCGCGACGUCGAGUCCGCCGACUUCAAGAUGGGCGACAAGGCCACCGCCGACGCCAAGUAAGAAGCGCCCUCGGAACGAGACUGGAACGCCCAACGUGCCAAACGACGCCGCGGCGCUCCAAACUAUUCAUCUAUACACUACUAUCAAAUCGGGGGGAGAGAGAGAGAGAGAAAGACAUUUGCACAAAUGCACAUAAUAGCCGCAUAGAACAUGCUGAAAGCGUUUAAUAAUAGCUGAAUGCCAACG
Micromonas commoda is the source of this 1875-nucleotide messenger RNA. RefSeq lists its product with no specific name. The record is from RefSeq and is a predicted model, not a curated record. Lineage: Eukaryota; Viridiplantae; Chlorophyta; Mamiellophyceae; Mamiellales; Mamiellaceae. Bases 1 to 1689 code for a protein of 562 amino acids. Gene Ontology annotation, molecular function: ketol-acid reductoisomerase activity. Gene Ontology annotation, cellular component: mitochondrion; chloroplast. Gene Ontology annotation, biological process: L-valine biosynthetic process. The transcript has a single exon.